Messenger RNA from Oncorhynchus kisutch (coho salmon), 3938 nucleotides. RefSeq lists its product as uncharacterized. The record is from RefSeq and is a predicted model, not a curated record. Gene Ontology annotation, molecular function: sequence-specific DNA binding. NCBI's taxonomy places the organism in Eukaryota, Metazoa, Chordata, Actinopteri, Salmoniformes, Salmonidae. The transcript has 9 exons. Bases 129 to 1226 code for a protein of 365 amino acids.
GUAGUGCUUCGUAAAACCCCAACAAAGAAGAAUUCUCACUGAAAUAUAAUUGGCAACACCUCAGAGAGUGGUUAGCUAGUUAGUAGUCCUGCGUGGUUAAUAUUUGUUCCUGUCACACAGCGACAAGAAUGCCAACACUGUCACUGUGUUCAGCAUACAACUGCAAAAAUCGCAGCCCCAAAGCUGGUGUGGGAUUUUUUAGAUUUCCCCAAAAUGAUCCUGAAAGACGCAAACAAUGGAUUAUUAAUAUGAAGUGUAAAGGGUGGAAUCCGCAACAAAACCACCGUGUGUGCUCUGUUCACUUUGAAGACAAGUAUAUUUGCGGGAGGGACAUACGUCAACGCCUCACGCCAGACGCAGUCCCGACUAUAUUCGACUAUCCCAAAAACUUUCAAAAGAAGAGUAUUACCUGGGCAGUGAAAGAUGUUUCCCCGAAGGUGGCAUGUGAGAACAUGGAGUUCCAACUUCCACCCCUCAAGCACAUAAUAGAGAUCAAAGACGCAUGGGAGUGGCUGGUUAUAGACAUCAGAGGGCCGCUACCCUUGACAUUGAACGGACACCAGUACGUUCUGACCUUGACAGACUUCUACUCCAAAUGGGUGGAGGCCUUCCCCCUGAGAGGUUGUAGCUCUACUGAGGUAGCACAGCAUGUAGCUGAAGUCAUCUCUCACUUUGGCUUCCCUUUUGGAAUCCUUGUUCGACUGAAGAAGAACUUUACCAGUAAGAUCAACGUUGCUUUGAAGAGUCUUCUGAAGCUGAGUGGGUUCUCUCUCUUAUACCGUCAUCGGCAAGUUGGAUCACUGGAUCUGACCACACAGACACUGAUCAGCAGGAUGGUGUCUGAUCUUGUGAAUGACCAUCCAUACAACUGGGAUGUCUGCCUCCCUGCAAAGGUGUUCAGCCUGUGUUUCAAGGAGCACCCCAAGACCAAGCAGAGACCUUUCUCUCUGCUGUGCUGCAAAGGACCACAGCCGGUCACCACCCCUAGGGAUCUGUCUUUCAGUCCUGCAGAGCUCAGAGAGAGUUCCUUUGCAAUCCAGUCAAAUCAAGAGGGUUGGCAUGACACUGAUCUGCAAGGCAUGGUUGGCAUUGAAUCUGGGAAGGAAACUGCUGGAAAGAGCACAGUUACAAGGGUCUCUUUUUUUAGGAGCAGCACAGAGAGUAACACAGACGGUAACCCUAACAGUGAACCAUCCUCUGAAGAUCAUCAUGCCAUGGAAACCUGAAUCAUUUAUUGGAUCAGUGCUCUAUCAGUCAUGCUGCCAUAUUUUUGGGGAAUAGGUUAUUUUGGUUUUCUAAGGUGUCUUCAUUUUGUUGAAAAACACUUUGGUUCAAUGUUUGGCUGGUGCACUGUUUCAAGAUUGUUAGCAGAGACAUCAGUGUGGGUUAGCAGAGACAUCAGUGUGGGUCAGGAAUGUAUGUACCACCUGCAUCAAUUCAAUCAGCCAAAACAUCAUGCAUAGGUGAUUGAUUAGUGAUAAGGUUAUCCCUAAAAGCAAUUGCUUUAUUUUGAAAUCAAAUUGUAUUUGUCAAGUGCUGAAUUCAACAGGUGUAGGGUGUACUGUGAAAUGCUUGCUUAAGAAAGGAAACUGUAACAAUAAAGUAACAACAACCAGGAUCUAUACAAGGAGUAACAGUACGGAGUUCAAUGUGUAGGGUACGUGGUAGUUGAGGUAAUAUGUGGGGGUAAAAAUGACUAGGCAAUAAGGAUAGAUCAUUAACAGAGUGGCAGCUGUGUUUGUGUGUGUUGGAGUGUCAGUGUAGUAUGUGUCAAUGUGUAGGUAGAGUCCAGUGAGUGCAUAGAGCCAGUGCAAAAAAGGGGGGGGUCAAUGUAAAUCGUCGGGGUAGCAAUUUGAUUAGCUGUUCAGCAGUCUUAUGGUUUGGGGGUAGAAGCUGUUAUGUUGCUUUUUGGUCCCAGGCUUGUCGCUCCGGUCACGCGGUAGCAGAGGGAAGUCUAUGACUUGGGUGGCUGAAGUCUUGGACCAUUUUUAAGGCCUUCCUCUUACACGUCUGGUGUAGAGGUUCUGUGUAGCAGGGAGCUUGGCCCCAGUGAUGUACUGGGCUGUACACACUACCCUCUGUAGCGCCUUGUGGUCGGAUGCCAAGUAGUUGCCAUACCAAGAGCUGAUGCAGCCAGUCAAGAUGCUCUCAUUGGUGCAGCUGUAGAACUUUUUAAAGAUCUGAGCGCCCAUGCCAAGCCUCUUGCAGGGGGAGAGGCGUUAUCAUGCUCUCUUCACAACUGUGAUGUCUUUGGAUUGUGAUAGGUCCUUAGUGAGUUGUACAACGAAGAACUAGUAUCUCUCAAUCUGCUCCUCUAGAUGUGAAUGGGGGUGUGCUCAGCCCACUGUUUCCUGUAGUCCACUAUCAUCUAAUUUUGUCUUGCUGAUGUUGAGGGAGAGGUUGUCCUGGCACCACACUGCCAGGUCUCUGACCUUCCUGUAGGCUGUCUCAUCAUCGGUGUUCAGACCUUACUUGAUCUUGAUUACAAAGGACAUGAAGACAAAUGCAUUUCUAGCUAUUUUAAUCAUAUGUACCAUACUAAGCACUCUUGAGGCCAUACUAUAAUUCCAGUUGGGAGCAUGGGCGCUGCCAUGCUGGUGGGAGCACGGUCACUGAUGUCUGACAUGGGUAAAUCCAUUUUAAUUUAAUCACUUUUUAACAGCAACCCUUUUGAUUUGAACAAAACCUCACAUACGCAUACUGAACCAAAUAUAAACGCAACAUACAACAAUUUUAAAGAUUUUACUGAGUUACAGUUAAUAUAAGGAAAUCAAUCAAUUUUAAAAUAAAUUAUUUAGGCCCUAAUCUAUGGAUUUCACUCCACUUGACUGGGCAGGGGUGCAGCCAUGGGUCAGAAUGAAUUUUUACCCACAAAAGGCCUUUAUUACAAACAUACUGUUUACACGUGGUCUACAGUUGUAAGGCCAGUUGGACGUAGUGCCAAAAUAUCUAUCGAAAACAAUGUUAGGAGCAGCUUAUGGUAGAGCAAUGUACUUUCAAUUAUCUGGAAACCGCUCUGGUGGACAUUCCUGCAGUCAAGCGUGCCAAUUGCACGCUCCCUCAACUUGAGACAUCUGUGGCAUUGUGUUGUAUGACAAAAUUGCAAACAAUUCUAGGAUAUUUUAUUUCAGCUCGUGAAAAAUGGGACCAAAACUUUACAUGUUGCAUUUCUUUAUUUUUGUUCAGUGUGUUUUAUAAUUUCGUGAAUGAAAAAAAUGAAAUGGGGUAUCUAGUGCAAGCAACUCGUGCUUGUCUUUUACUUACAGUUUAUCCACCAGCUGAAAAUACUUUCUUUUUUAGUUUAUUGAAAAGCUAUUUAAUGGUACAAUGAUUCUGAACACUAUGGCUUGAAAAAAAUAAAACUUUGAAACACUCAUUCAACUACUACUGCAGCUAAACAAGGGACAUUUUCUGAAUUACAAUGCAAAAAUAUUACGUAUAGCUUCUUUAACCUUUUUAACGUGUACACUUCGGGUCAACUUUGAUCUGCUUGGCAUUCAGGUCCACAAAUGAACUUUCUUACUACUUAUUCCAUGAUCAAACAUGUAGGAAAGUUUUUGUUUAAAUCAAAAGGGAUGCUUUAAAGUGAUCGAAUUCAAAUAUUUUUACCCACUUAUUUCUCUCAUGGCUCUCAUCAAAGGCUGGAAUACGAACCACAUGGAAUUGAGUUAUUUGUUAAAUGCAAAGACUUGUAUGCUUUAUAAUGUAUUUAUUAUAGGUGUCUCUUGUUAUUGUGGAGCAUGCAGGUGGAGUUUUAACCAAAUGUACAAUUUAAGAAAUAUUCUCAAAACAAGGGAAGUUUUAAAAACCCAGCAAAAAGCUACAAUAAACAAACCCAAGCCAUGGCCAACACAAUAGUUAAAACAUGCAUGGAAUUGUUGAGAGUACUAUAUUGUUGAGUAGUUUAUAAAGGCAGUGCCUGUCUGCUUGUUAUUGAA